GGACGCGGCGUCUGUUAGUGGCUCACACAUGUAAGCUAGCCUUUUAGCAGAGCUGUAUUAACAGCUGGCCAGCUCCUGUGAUUCACUUUGGCAAAUUAUAAACCCUGUCCACCCAGUAAAGUCACAAAGGACCAUCUCUGCAAUUCUGCAUUGUUUUGUCACAAGCGGGGGGCUCCCCCCUUUGAUUUUCAUCAGCACCCACAUGAUUAACUGUUGACUAGAGAAUCAUGAAGGUGAACAAACCCGCACAGGUUAAAGGCCAUGCUAAAUCUCAGAAGUGGAAGGAUGUGAGGGGCAAACGGUGCAGGCCUCCCAUCAGUUCCUCUGAGCUCAACUCUUCUCCGGUCAUGGCCAGGAUGAUAAAAGAGCACCAGGCGUCUGUGAAGAAAAAACCCACCGUCAAGAGACUGAAAAACAAGGCAAAGUCUGUGUCUGAUUUUAAGAAAAACUCUUCGUCUGGACUGAAGAAGUCGUACAGUCAGGCUAAUGGAAGUUCAGUGUUUACAAUGGACAAUGAGUCUGAUGACUCACAGGACUGGAAGGAGUAUUCCCAGUCCAUUCAGGGGAACGGUGUGGAGACCUCGGCGGACGUGGAGGAUGUCCGGCCAGGUAGACUGGAGGGAGACGCUCUCCAUUACUGUGCAGAGAGGGAUGACCGGAAAAACCAUGCAGUGCUUGUCAUGCAGAAGGAGCAGACCCUGUGUUUCCGUGGGAAGUGCUUCCUGACCUGCCUGUAUGGUCGUGUAGAAGUGAUGGGUUUCACUAUUGAAGAAGGCCAGCAGUCAUAUCCGCUCUUCUCUCCAGCCUCGCAUUGUCCGCUGACCAUUAGAGCACUAGAAAGCUCUGAUGGCACCAGAGAUGACAAAACUGAGGCUGCAUCCAUCCUCCAAAAGUAUCUUUCAUCAGCAUCACGGAAAAAGCUGCUCAAAAGGAUAACAUCAAACUCCUCCAUCAUCCUGCUGGAGCCCAUGGAGACGCCUCUGACACGGUUUCUGUCAAGCUUCACUGAGCUCAGUGAAUUGUUCAGCCCCCCGAUGAGUGAACUCAUGUCAGCUGUUCUCGACACUCCUCUUAAUGGUUUGGGUAUGAUUCCCCUGGUCAGCACCGUUGAGGGUCUGAAAACGUCAAAGAGCUACAGAGAGGCUCUCAGCACGGUGGUUAGUGCCUGCAGAGGAGACAUGGAUGGUUGUGCAGUUAUCCUUGUUUGUGGCACCAAGAAUGUGGGGAAGUCAACAUUUAUCCGCACCCUCAUCAAUACUUUACUAAAUCACACUACUAGUGUAGAUUAUUUGGAAGGUGACCUCGGUCAAACAGAAUUCACUCCUACUGGUUGUCUGUCGCUGUCAACUGUCAGAGAACCACUUCUGGGUCCACCUUUCACACAUCAGCGCACACCAGAGCACAUGAUCUAUUAUGCUCAGUCAUCAUGCGAGUCGGACUUAGACCGCUACCUGGAAUCCCUGAAAUCCUUGUGGCGCAGACGCUCCCAGAGCAGAGAGACUCCCGUCAUUAUCAACACCAUGGGCUGGGUCAAAGGAUUUGGAUUCCAGCUGCUGGUGGACAUGAUCCGCUUCUUCCCGGUCUCGCAUGUCGUCCAGCUCUGUCACAGCGGCACCACCCAGUGUCCCGCCCUCACUCCAGAGUUUCUGAGGACGGCGCACGGCUGCCAGACGCACCCGCCGGCCCAGACCGCUCUGGACGAGUUCACAGAGAGCCACACCCCCCCCAGAAGCUACACUCACCUUAUUGUACAAUCAGAGUUUCAAGACGUGGGACGUCAGGGGACAGCGAAACACCAGCGCACUAAUGAGCACAGGGAGCAGUCACUGCUGGCCUACCUGAGUCAGCUGCAGUCUCCUGAUCCUGGACCAGUUAGACCUCUAAACAGCCUCACCCCAUACCAGGUGCCCCACACAGCUGUGGCUUUAGGUGUGGUCCAUUGCGAGGUGGUGCCCAGUCACAUGUUUUACGCUGCCAAUGCCAGUCUGGUGGGGCUCUGCUGCCUGGGGGAGAAAAUAACAAGCAGAGGAGGUCCAGUCCUGCUGUCCCAGGCACCCAUCUGUCCCUGUGUGGGCUUUGGUGUGCUUCGAGGUAUCGACAUGGCACGAGGUCUGUACUUUUUGCUGACGCCUGUUGAUCCCUCCAUCCUUCGUAAAGUCAACUGUCUCCUGCUGGGAGCCAUAUCGCUGCCUUCCUGCGUCCUCACAACACAGCCUGGCUUCGAGGAGGGAGAUAUGCCCUACGUCACUACAGACUACAGUUUUGAUCUCACUGGUGCAGGAAAGCUGCGAGUCUUUAAGGGACUGACGAGACCCAGUCAAACAGGGAUGUAAUGACUUUUUCUACAAAGCAUCAGUUUAUUGCCCUUUACCUUCUCGACUGGUGUCUUUACGCAAAAACCAGUCAGCACUUGCCUUUGAAUGUACAGAACUGAGCUUGAGUCAGGACAGUUUCUUUUUUCCCAAGACUCUGCAGGAGAACAUGGCAGCCUUUCUGUCACUGGACUUGCAGGUGUUCUCGCCACGUCUUAACAACCUGCGACUGUACGUACAUUUGAUGGCGCUGUGAAGGAGUUUUCACAUUUCUGGGUUUUCUGCCACAUGGACAAUAAUAUAUCACACCUUGUAGUUAAAGCUGUUGUUUAAUGUCUCUUCUUUGUAGGUGACAUUCCAAAACUGAAAACAUAAACCUGCCAGAUAUUAAAUGAGAAACGACUUUGGUUCAGAGUUUUGCUCUUUUGUUGCUUUCAAGUGCUUCUUAGACCAGUGUCACUAGUGGUUGUUACGAUUGCUGUUUGAUUCACAGUCAUAUGUAGAUUUCAACCAGGUGAUGGCCGUUUAAUCCGUCUAUCACAGUGUUCAGUGUAGUUCCCAAUUCAGGCAGUAGUUUGUUCAUUUUUGACAUUUGUAUUUUGAGAUAAAAUGUCCAAUACAGUGGACAUUUUUAAAUAUGCUAACUAUGCUAUCACUCAAAUAGAGAACUUGACAAGGCAGAGUUACAGAGGGAUCUUUCACAUGAUCUGUAAAUCUGAUGGAUUUACAAGUGAAAGAAGCCCAUUUUGUCAGUAUUGUUUUUAUAUGACAGUCAAAUGUUUUGCUGAAAUGGUUCUAUUUUUUAUUGCUGACAAACUCUGCUUUAACUGUUGUACGUUUGUUAUUGUGCUAAACGGUCAACAAAAGUGUUGCUGCACUUAUCAUUCAAGAGGUUUUGUAAAUGUUUACAGUUUCUUAUGUAGGCUCAUGUGGGAUAUAAAAGAUAAAAAAAAAUAAAGAUAAUUUUGGUGAUACCUUUUGUGCCACAAGGGGGCAGCAAAUAUAUGUUGAGAUUUUGCUCUGGACAACAGUAGAUGAUCACUUAGCAAAAGUCUCAAGGGCAGGAAAACUGCAAUAAAAAAGACACAAUCCUAUAAUACUGAAGAACUUUACUGUUUCAUAAUGGUUUUAAAAGUAAAUUCAGGUUAAUUUAAGAAAUGACAAACACCAUCUGAGAGACUUGUGUUGCAUGCAGACUGACAUUUACAUUAUCUGACUGGAGGGAUUGAAGGAGGACUCUGGGUCGUAAACAUCCACUCACGCAGUGGAGAAUUGCUAAUUUGUUAAGUGGGCCGUUUUAACAUCCCCUCUCUGCCCCCUCGCCAUUCUUUGUUCGCUGUUCCCCGCCUCUUUAUUGAGGGUGGGUGCAUACAAACACAGCACAGCGACAUUUUGGCCGAGUCAUUGUUUUGGCUUUGUCAGGUCAGAUGUUGCAUGCAAACCAAAGAGAGAUCCCACUGUAGGGGUAAAUAACAACGCACAUCUGUGCACCGUUAUCCAAUGCAACCUUUAAAUUCAGUGCAUUUAUAACCACCAAACAAAAACAAAAACUGCAGAUGCUCUGAGUAAAAAAUAUUGUUCAUUCACUCUUUGGAUUUGUCUGAUGCUGCUGCCACAUAUGUGCAAACUUCAAAUUAAAGCUUAGAAUAUGUUAAACUUAUCUGGCACCAAAGUUGGAAAGAGAAAGCAGGUAAAUAAAUCAAAUAGAGAAUAAGCUGGUAGCCCUAAUACUAUUCAGAAGUUAUUGGUGAUAGUACAUAUAUCAUAUCAUUAUUUGAUCAAUCAAGAAAAUAACUGACAAAUUAAUCAAUUGUGAAAAUAUAUGUUAGUUGCACCUCAAAAACAGGAUACAUGGGCUACAUUUCAAAUAUUCAUGUGAUGUUCCAGCCAGAAUCAGUGAGACUCUGAUCUGGUUAAAGUCUUGAACUUCAACCAAAAAAUCUCAGACGUGUUUUAAUCAUAAGCCUUGUGUUGUUAAUAAACCUUUGAUUUUUCAGUAGUAAUCUGUGCCAUGCUCAUGUGAUGUCUUCCCUCCCAGACAAACAGCUCGCCUGCUGCCUGCAAAGACAAUUGUGCUGAAUAAAGAGACAAUACAGAGGCAGUGUGCCAUUAUAACCACUCAAAUCCCCCUUGUUCACUUAAAAAAGUCAUGGGAGUAGGGGAAACUCCACAAACUUAGUGGACUGUUUGAUGAUAUGGUUUUAUUUCUGGAACAACAAAACAACGGUCCUCAAGACAAAAAUUACCUUUAGUUCCACACAGUUUUAUGAGUAUUUAUAACCCCAAAUUUAAAUGAAAUAAUUAAGGUCUUUAAUGUCAGGCCUUGAUGCAGGGACAUUCUUCAAAAGUCAUUAAAGCAUUAUUUCUGAAGGCAGGAACUAUCUACGUUUCCAGAGUCCUACAAACACAAACACAACAAUUCUAACCUUAACCCAUGUGAUAAGUUCCCUCACGUAUAGGUCUACUGUAGUGAGAGCCAUACGGCCAUCCUGGGGAACAGGAUAACCCAUGUCACAUUAAGUGCAUACAAAACUGGGGAACAUCUUUACCAGGUUCCCACUGUGUGCUAUAUAGCUGGGGAACAUAGGGCCCUGGGAACAUAGGACCCUGGGAGAGCACAUAUGUAGAACUGGGGAACAUGGGAUUCUGGGAACAUAGGGCAUUGAGAACAUGGGCCCAUGGAAGAGCACAUAUGUAGAAUUUGGGAACAUGACCCUGAGAAUAUGGGACCAUGGGAACAUAGGACUCUGGGAGAGCACAUAUGUAGAGCUGGGGAACAUAGGGCCCUUUGGGCGGCUGUGGCUUAGGAGGUAGAGCAGUCGUCCACCAAUCAGAAGGUCGGUGGUUCGAUUCCCGGCUCCUCCAGUCUGCAUGCCGAAGUAUCCUUGGGCAAGAUACUGAACCCCAAAUUGCCUCCGAUGUGUGUGUUUCACAUCGGUGUGUGAAUGUGUUUAGAAAAAAAAAAAAAAAAAGCACAUUAAAUAUAUAGAAUAUGUGCUGUAUGAAUGUGUGUGAAUGGGGUGAAUGUGAUCUGUAGUGUAAAGCGCUUUGAGUGGUCGAAAAGACUAGAAAAGCGCUAUAUAAGUACAGUCCAUUUAC
Molecule: messenger RNA, 5411 nt
Organism: Lates calcarifer (barramundi perch)
Lineage: Eukaryota; Metazoa; Chordata; Actinopteri; Centropomidae
Gene: nol9
Product: nucleolar protein 9
Exons: 13
Coding region: 228-2333 (701 amino acids)
Biological process (GO): cleavage in ITS2 between 5.8S rRNA and LSU-rRNA of tricistronic rRNA transcript (SSU-rRNA, 5.8S rRNA, LSU-rRNA)
Cellular component (GO): nucleus
Molecular function (GO): polynucleotide 5'-hydroxyl-kinase activity
Source: RefSeq, a predicted model, not a curated record